GUAUGAGCAGUCAUGGACAGGAGUCUGUUUGUGCUGCUUCUGCUGUCAGGGCUCUUCUGGAGCAGUUCUGCUCUUUCUCGUCCGUACCACUAUAUAAAUGAGAGAAUGUCGUGGCCAGAGGCUCAGAGUUACUGCAGAGAGAGAUUCACUGAUCUGGCUACUGUAGACAGCAUGGAUGAUGUGAACAGGCUGGUGAAUAUAGUGGAUGCUGGAUACAGUGGAUCAGUGUGGAUUGGACUGAAGAGGGGGACACAGAAACGCUGGGGUUGGUCUAACGGUGAAAACACAACUUCUCAGUACUAUAACUGGGCUUCAGGACAGCCAAAUGAGGAUGGAGAUUGUGUAGCUACUUAUGCCGGUGUUUGGCAUGACAUGUUAUGUAGCUAUAAGCGAUAUUUUUGUGCUACGGUGAGUUCCCUGUUCUUUUAAAUUCAUAAUUGUUCCGUUUAACUCAAAAAGAAGAGCAAGGAGUUGAUGCCUUCUUUGUGUCCCUCAAUAGAAAAUGAUGCAUACUUCAUGGUACUAACUGCUAAAAUCUGGACCGACGCUCGGAGCUACUGCAGACAGCAUUACACAGACCUGCCCACCAUCCACAACUCUAAGGAAAAUAACCAGAUAAAUAAGAUUCUUUUAUCUGGAUAUUACAUCUGGAUUGGUUUGUUCCUGGACUCUUGGGAAUGGUCUGAUCAGUGGGAUCUGAGAUUCAAACACUGGGCAGCAAGCCAGCCAUCCAUGAGUUCUGGUGACUGUGCUGGCAUGUCAACAACAGAUUCUGGGAAAUGGUUUCAACAGAGCUGUGAUCUACAGCAGCCUUUUGUCUGCUAUGGAGAUGACAAGAGAAAACAAAUUGUGAGAUUGAAAGUGACCUGUAAUGGAAAAUGCACAUUGAAUGAUCCUUCACUACAGACGGCUAUUCUGGAUGAGGUUUGUAUCUGCCUUAAACAGUAUUUAGUAUAAAAUUCUGGUGCAACAACACAGUUUGCCAUGUAUAUGCACUCGAUGAAAUUGCUGAAGAAGAAUGUAUUAAAUUACCUUA
Messenger RNA from Cyprinus carpio (common carp), 1036 nucleotides. Its product is annotated as hepatic lectin-like. The transcript is spliced from 3 exons. The coding region runs from base 475 to 957 and encodes 160 amino acids. NCBI's taxonomy places the organism in Eukaryota, Metazoa, Chordata, Actinopteri, Cypriniformes, Cyprinidae. The record is from RefSeq and is a predicted model, not a curated record.